This is a messenger RNA of Talaromyces rugulosus, 2376 nucleotides long. RefSeq lists its product as uncharacterized. NCBI's taxonomy places the organism in Eukaryota, Fungi, Ascomycota, Eurotiomycetes, Eurotiales, Trichocomaceae. Gene Ontology annotation, molecular function: protein binding; protein kinase activity; ATP binding. The transcript has 2 exons. Gene Ontology annotation, biological process: protein phosphorylation. The record is from RefSeq and is a predicted model, not a curated record. The coding region runs from base 1 to 2376 and encodes 791 amino acids.
AUGGCCUCCGUUAUCCGACGUUUCCAUUCUAGGGAUUCACAAGAUUAUAUUGUUAGACUGAAGAAAGAUAUUUCAGAGAGGUUAUCCCACGCUAUCGAGGCGGGGACAGGUCGGUUCGCUCCCCGGAACGACCUGAAGAGGAUUUGGACCCCGGAAAUACUCGGGGUAUUGGUUCUGGGAGGGUGGUGGGAUGGUUCCUUAUUGGCAUUCGUGGAAGAAAUCCACGCGCACUUCUUGCAGACAAUCUCAAUCCUCAUCUAUGUGGGUUGGGAUGACUGGUCGCGCUUCUACGAGAUCUUCUUCUCGCAUCGGGACGCUGAUGAGCAGCUGUGUCGAACCGAUCGUCGCAUCCCGGAAUACGACGUACAGACCCUGAAAAAGGACGAUUUCUUGGGGCCGAGUUUCGGAUCCAAGUUCUUCGAUAAUCGAUAUUUUUUCUGCCCCAUUGAUAUUGAGGAAGGCAGCCACUUGAAAUUUGGGGUGGGUUGGAAGUUACCGUUUCUGGCGGGCAAAUCCAGCCACUGCGGAAUUGGAGGAUCUGGAAUAGUCACAAAAGAGGUUAUCGCUGUCGAGCACUACCGCUCUGAAGCUGGAACUCACCUGACCGAGAAACAUGUGGCUCGCAAACUAUUCAAAUCCAAAGACGCCUACGAUAAGGAGGAUUUCAAUCUCACAAUGAUCAGUAAAUGCGAUAAUCAGAAUGUGCGCAUCAUCCUCCCUCUGGCAACGGUUGUCAUUGAGGGCCAGUAUAACAUGUUAUUACCCCCGGCCAAAAUGGAUCUCGACAGGUUUCUGACCGGAGAACUGCUGUCACCAAACGACUGCCACAUGGACAAACUGCUCGAGGAACUGAUAGGUUUGGGCGGCGCACUGGCCUACCUGCAUGAGGGACUCGGCCAGAAUAUUCGCACGUGCCAUGCAGACUUAAAGACCGCCAAUAUCCUGGUAUAUGACGACCUUGACUCAAAUGGACGGCCUGGGGUUGGGAAAUGGGCAAUAACCGACUUCGGACACUCUGUGAUUUAUCGCACAAGCGCUGGACAUCGAGACAGCGCAUGCUAUCUUCCCAAUGAGGCGUCUGUCUCCGACACUAUAGCUGAGUUGCGGGACAUGCGAGGCGUUUAUCAGGCACCAGAGGUUCUCCACGGUCAUAUGAUUAGUCGAACAAGCGAUAUCUGGUCAUUCGGCUGUAUCUUGGUCCGAGUUUUUGCCUUCAAACUGGACGGGGUCCAGGGGCUUCGAAGAUUGGAUGAACUCAGAAGGAAGGAGGAUGAUGAGGUUACGGAUUGUGCAGAUGACUACUUCUGCAAAGGGGGCUCCGGGUCGUCAAGAUUGAACUCGCAUGUUGAAAAGUGGAUCAAGAGAUUACCAGACCGCAAUACAGACUACAGUGGCACGUUUCUCGAAAAUUGCAAGGACUUGCUUUUGCGUAUGUUGUGCAUUGACAGGAAUCAUCGACUGCAGGCGAGUGAAGUCAUACAACGCCUAGAGGAGCUCAGAUCGAUCUUACACACCUUUUCUUUUGCAUCUCCAACGCCGAACCUACCGAGGGGCUCAAUUACGAGUUCCAGUAACUCGAUGCAAUCCCCCGGGCUAUCCGGGUCUGAUUGGUCGUCCAGGGUCAGUGUAGAUCAUACUGCUCCGAUUGGAGUCUUACCUCACACAAGAGGAAACACCGACGAUGAUAUUAUCAGGAGGCUUUCAAGUCCCAAUGCGGAGACUAGAAGCUCUAACAGAGGAUCUAACAUCCCUUUGUAUGAUGCCGUAGGGCAGGGAAGUGUGAAAGACGUCACUAGUCUGCUAAUGGACGAGGACACCCAGAUCGAUGAAAGGUGCCCCACGGGUGAAACGCCUCUGAUGCUGGCCGUACGUCUCGGCCGCAAGGACAUCGUUGGGCUCCUUCUGGGGCAAGGGGCAGAUUGUAGGGCUUACUCCGAGGAAGGGAUGAUGUGUCUUCAUUACGCGACCAGGCCUGACGCCAGCGUGGGGCUUAUGAGAUUGCUGAUUCAAAAGCUUCAACAUGUUGAUAUCCCGAUGGAAGGACUUACCAGGGAAACCCCCCUUAUGACUCUCAUCAAGCAGUGGGUACCAGCGACGGCCUCGUGUAAAGGCAAGUUUAGAGCUUUGGUUGACGCUGGGGCGGAUAUCAACCUACCUGAUAUAUAUGGAGUAUCGCCGCUGCAACAAGCCGUGGCACUGGGCUACAGAGAAGUUGUGGAACUGCUUCUGGAGAAUAACGCAGAAAUAAACGAAGCAGAGUUAUCCACAAUCGCUCAAACGAACGCUGUGGAGAAGUUGUGGAGAAACGCAUUGGAGGCGCGUCGGCACAGUGGUAGGAGUCGACAUUGGAAUCGCCUUGGGAUUCACCGGAGGUGA